UAUGCUGCUGACAGGAGCCCCCCACGCAGGAACUGCUGUAGAAAUCCUUUAGUGCCCCUUCCUUAGGAAAACUGGUGGCUUCCAGAUCACAGCUCAGUUUUUAAGACAGGCACAAGCUGGACAAUCUCUCAAUGGACUUUAAACUUUGAAUUGGAUGUGGACAUUUUUCUCUCCGAUGACAGAAUCACUGCAACUUCCCGUUUGCAGUUGCUUCCUUUCCUUAAAGGUAGCUGUGUCUUGUUUUCUUUAAAACCCUUUUCCUUCCAGAUCUGCCUGCCAUGCCUACCGUCAUUAGCUCGUCUGUGGCCCCUCGGACAGAGGCUGAGCCCAGGUCCCCGGGGCCAAUCCCCCAAGCAGCCCAGGGCAAGAACACCGAGGCCGGGGGCGGAAACCCAAGUGGCAUCUACUCAGCCAUCAUCAGCCGCAAUUUUCCCAUUAUCGGAGUGAAAGAGAAGACAUUUGAGCAGCUUCACAAGAAAUGUCUAGAAAAGAAGGUUCUUUAUGUGGAUCCUGAGUUCCCACCGGAUGAGACCUCUCUCUUUUAUAGCCAGAAGUUCCCCAUCCAGUUCGUGUGGAAGAGACCUCCGGAAAUUUGCGAGAAUCCCCGAUUUAUCAUUGGUGGAGCCAACAGGACUGACAUCUGUCAAGGAGAUCUAGGGGACUGCUGGUUUCUCGCAGCCAUCGCUUGCCUGACCCUGAAUAAGCGCCUGCUUUUCCGAGUCAUACCCCAUGAUCAGAGCUUCACCGAAAACUACGCAGGGAUCUUUCACUUCCAGUUCUGGCGCUACGGAGACUGGGUGGACGUGGUUAUUGAUGACUGCCUGCCAACUUACAACAAUCAACUGGUUUUCACCAAAUCCAACCACCGCAAUGAGUUCUGGAGUGCUCUGCUGGAGAAGGCUUAUGCUAAGCUCCAUGGUUCAUAUGAAGCCCUGAAAGGUGGGAACACUACAGAGGCCAUGGAGGACUUCACAGGAGGAGUGACAGAGUAUUUUGAAAUCAGGGAUGCUCCCAGAGACAUGUACAAGAUCAUGAAGAAAGCCAUCGAGAGGGGCUCCCUCAUGGGCUGCUCCAUUGAUGAUGGCACAAACAUGACCUAUGGAACCUCUCCCUCUGGGAUGAAUAUGGGGGAGUUGAUUGCACGGAUGGUGAGGAAUAUGGAUAACUCGCGGCUCAGUGACUCAGACCUCCUUCCCAGAGGCUCAGAUGACAGACCGACCCGGACCAUUGUUCCAGUUCAAUACGAGACAAGAAUGUCCUGCGGGCUGGUCAAAGGCCAUGCCUACUCAGUCACUGGGCUGGAGGAGGCCCUGUUCCAGGGCGAGAAAGUGAAGCUGGUGCGGCUGCGGAACCCCUGGGGCCAAGUGGAGUGGAAUGGCUCCUGGAGUGACAGUUGGAAGGACUGGAGCUUUGUGGACAAAGACGAGAAGGCCCGUCUGGAGCACCAGGUCACUGAGGAUGGAGAGUUCUGGAUGUCAUAUGAUGAUUUCAUCUACCAUUUCACAAAGCUGGAGAUCUGCAACCUCACAGCUGAUGCCCUGGAGUCCGACAAGCUUCAGACUUGGACCGUGUCCGUGAAUGAGGGCCGCUGGGUGAGGGGGUGCUCUGCUGGAGGCUGCCGCAACUUCCCAGACACUUUCUGGACCAACCCGCAGUACCGUCUGAAGCUCCUGGAGGAGGAUGAUGACCCUGAUGACUCUGAGGUGAUCUGCAGCUUCCUAGUGGCCCUGAUGCAGAAGAACCGGCGGAAGGACCGGAAGCUGGGGGCCAACCUCUUCACCAUCGGCUUCGCCAUCUACGAGGUUCCCAAAGAGAUGCAUGGGAACAAGCAGCACCUGCAGAAGGACUUCUUCCUGUACAACGCCUCCAAGGCCAGGAGCAAAACCUACAUCAACAUGCGGGAGGUGUCUGAGCGCUUCCGCCUGCCUCCCAGCGAGUACGUCAUUGUGCCCUCCACCUACGAGCCCCACCAGGAGGGGGAGUUCAUCCUCCGGGUCUUCUCUGAAAAGAGGAACCUCUCUGAGGAAGUUGAAAAUACAAUCUCCGUGGAUCGGCCAGUGCCCAUCAUCUUCGUUUCAGACAGAGCAAACAGCAACAAGGAGCUGGGUGUGGACCAGGAAUCAGAGGAGGGCAAAGACAAAACAAGCCCCGAUAAACAAGAGAAAUCCCCACAGGUUUCUGAGCAUGUGCAUGAGAGGGGUGGCCAGCCCACAACUGAGCCACAGCCUGGCAACACUGACCAGGAAAGUGAGGAACAGCAACAAUUCCGCAACAUUUUCAGGCAGAUAGCUGGCGAUGACAUGGAGAUCUGUGCAGAUGAGCUCAAGAAUAUCCUUAACAGAGUUGUGAGCAAACAUAAGGACCUGAAGACACAAGGGUUCACGCUCGAGUCCUGCCGUAGCAUGAUUGCUCUCAUGGACACAGAUGGCUCUGGGAGACUGAACCUGCAAGAGUUCCAUCACCUCUGGAAGAAGAUUAAGGCCUGGCAGAAAAUUUUCAAGCACUAUGACUCAGACCAGUCCGGCACCAUCAACAGCUAUGAGAUGCGAAAUGCAGUCAAUGACGCAGGAUUCCACCUCAACAACCAGCUCUAUGACAUCAUCACCAUGCGCUAUGCAGACAAGUACAUGAACAUCGACUUCGACAGUUUCAUCUGCUGCUUCGUCAGGCUGGAGGGCAUGUUCAGAGCUUUUCAUGCAUUUGACAAGGAUGGAGAUGGUAUCAUCAAACUCAACGUUCUAGAGUGGCUGCAGCUCACCAUGUAUGCCUGAACCAAGCUGGCCUCAUCCAAGGCCAUGCAGGAUCGCUCAGGAUUUCAAUUUCACCCAACAGAGCCAGAGACACUUACCUCAGAGGACACGGUAGCUGCACCCCCAGCAGGCUUCCGGGCGCCUCAUGAGUCUUGUUCCUCCUCUGCUUCACACUCCCCUCUCAGCCUCAGGGCAUCUGUCCAUCUGUCAUGCCCAGCCUGAUCCUUUAGUUAAGGAAUGAGGAAGGGAGAACAACUUUGUCCCUUUGCUACAUGGAGGCAAGUGUCUCUGUCUGCCUCAGCUAGCUACAGUGCAGUGAGAGCUUUGCUUGGAGUCUGAGUGGCCUCAGCUCUGAGGCAAAUGUUCUCCCUAGCUUGCCCUAGGCUGUUCGCAGAAGCAGCUGGCAGUGGCACUCAGCACUUCCUCGUGCUAGAGCCCUCUAUCACCUUUACGUUCUCCCACCCACGGGACAGUAACCCAACGGGCACUUAGUUCCACCUGACUGUUUCAGGAUGGGCCUGCUCUGGGGUAAACAAGCUCACUGGAAGAGGGCUGAACACUUUGGGUUAUCUGACUCAUAAGUCUGGCUGCAUUCUGAAAAACACUGAUCUAAAUAAAGGCACAUGUAUGGCUGGUU
This is a messenger RNA of Camelus dromedarius (Arabian camel), 3387 nucleotides long. RefSeq names its product calpain 3 (gene CAPN3). The transcript has 23 exons. Gene Ontology annotation, molecular function: calcium ion binding; calcium-dependent cysteine-type endopeptidase activity. NCBI's taxonomy places the organism in Eukaryota, Metazoa, Chordata, Mammalia, Artiodactyla, Camelidae. Gene Ontology annotation, biological process: proteolysis; negative regulation of apoptotic process. Gene Ontology annotation, cellular component: cytoplasm; calpain complex. Bases 279 to 2771 code for a protein of 830 amino acids. The record is from RefSeq and is a predicted model, not a curated record.